Molecule: messenger RNA, 1168 nt
Organism: Solanum dulcamara
Lineage: Eukaryota; Viridiplantae; Streptophyta; Magnoliopsida; Solanales; Solanaceae
Product: GATA transcription factor 5-like
Exons: 3
Coding region: 172-942 (256 amino acids)
Biological process (GO): positive regulation of DNA-templated transcription
Cellular component (GO): nucleus
Molecular function (GO): sequence-specific DNA binding; zinc ion binding
Source: RefSeq, a predicted model, not a curated record
AGGCAAAGGGCAAGUUACGUUUCCAAAGGACAAAGUGUAAAUUUCCUGUGUUUCGUCCUCUCCCCUGUCCCUUCUGCCCGCCCCCAUUCAAUUCUUUACCUAACGCAAUUCCCAACUCAAUCCCCUUUUACUUUAUCCUAUUCUUCUUCUGUCUCACCAUUUUUGCUGGAAAUGGAUUACUCCGGCAACUGUCAAACCUUUGUUUCCGGCGAUGACUUGUUCGUCGACGACUUCCUUGACUUAUCCAAUGGCUUCCCUGAAGAUGAAGGAGAUGAUAACAAGCCGAACCCGACAGAGAAUAAGGAAACAAUAACCAACAAGUCUCCUAUUCCUUCUGUGAAACAAGAUUUUGGUGAACUCAGCCUUCCUGGGGCUGAUUUGGAUAACCUCGAAUGGCUAUCUCAUUUCGUGGAAGAUUCAUUUUCGGAGUAUUCACUUACAUACUCUGCCGGAAAUCUACCGGAAAAAGCUCUCAAAGUCCAUCCAGACGCAGAAAUUCCAGUCCGAGAGAAGUCCUGUUUCACCGGUCCGUUUGGUGCAGAACAAGAGAAAACUAGUAUCCGAAUUUGGCCAAUGUCAUUUUCAACCUCUUCCUCCACUACGGCUAACAAUUUUUGGGGUCAAUUAUCGGAGUCGGUAGAAAAUAAACCUCCGGCGAGGAAACCAAAGAAGAAGAUGGAGAAACGGGCAGGAAUUGGGGCAAAACAGUGCAGCCAUUGUGGUGUGCAGAAAACCCCACUAUGGCGGACCGGUCCAUUAGGUGAGAAAACUCUUUGUAAUGCAUGUGGAGUCCGUUUUAAAUCCGGUCGUCUCUUACCAGAAUACCGGCCGGCAAGUAGUCCGACGUUUUCGUCCGGGUUACACUCGAACAGUCACCGGAAAGUUUUGGAAAUGCGGCAGAAGAAGGAAACUGAACCGGGUUCGCCGGUUCAGAGUUUUUGAAGGAUUUAAUUAGUAGAACUGUAGAGUUUUAAGGAAUUUUUAUUAUUAUUUUCAAGUUUAGGAAAUUUUAUUUUUCAAGGUAGGGUUUUGAACUUCUAAGUGUUAGUGCAGAAAUCCAAACGAACAAAUUUAAAAGAAAAAAGCACUGACCUCUAUGUACUACUUUUGAAACUUUGGGUCAUUUGAGUUUAAAGUUUAAUACCAUAUGUUAUAAUUUUCAAACAUA